ACGAUCUCGACGCGAGCGGUUGUACGUAGCGGAUAAGCGACCUUACGGUGUAUAAGUAACUAGUAAAAAAAAAAAAUAAAAAAUUACAACAAAGUGUAUAUGAAACAUAGUGAGGUAAAGUUAAGAUUUCAGUUACGUGUGAACAGUUAAGCGUAUAAAUACAGUUACGUACUUAUUUACGUAAGCGUACAUACAAACCAGCGAAGUCUGUGUAAGAGAAAUAGAAUUUUUUCGUGUAAAAAAGUGCAAGAGUGCUCUUCUUCUGCCUACUCAAUACCAACAGUGCUACUUAAGCGGGUGUACAAAAUAAAUACAACAAUAAAAAAGCGAAAAAAGUGCAUGAGAAAGUGUAACAGUAAAAGGCAAAAAUAACGCAAAAAUCUCGAGAUCAGCGAAAAACCCGUUAAGCCAUACACGCUCUGCCGCAAAUAAAAGUGUCUCAUAAAGUAAGCAAAAUACAGCGAAAAGGCAGUGAAACUCCACGCUUAAAUACAUACAUAAACUUAGUGAAAUAUAUAGCAACGAGUAUACAGUUAAAGUAAUAAUAAAGCGACUAAACGGCAAAUAAUAAUGUCACCAUUUACAAGCGAUUUGAACGGCAGCAACACUACGAUGAUCUAUCCAGACAGCAUGCCACUGCUGGCACGCGGCAAUGUCAGCGACAAUGCCAACCGCAACAACAACAUUGAUAACGAGAGCAACAAUGCGAGUGUCGACAGCAGCGGAUGUGACAAUAUGUCGUUGCUGAGUCGCUGUCGUCGCAACAUCAGUAUGGGCGCAAGCAAUUUGAUGAGCUAUCAGAAUAUGCUCGUUAUGCUAACGGUAUUGGUUUGCGGCCUUGCCACCGUUAACGGGCUCAAGUGCCACAUGUGCGGCCAGUAUAACGAGGGCGUCGGCUCGAUUACGCCCUGUCUCAACUAUUCGGAUCAAUAUGCACAUCUCUACUUGAAGGAAUGUUCGAAGAAAAGCGAGAAAUACUGUGUGAAAUACGUCAGCGAAUUGUCAACAGUGCGAGAUUGUGCCACUGAGUGCGUUGAGAAGGAAAUCUGGGAGACACAAACCUAUUGCUGCAACACCGACGGCUGCAAUGGGUCCAACAAUUUGCAGUUCUCCAAACCACUGCUACUAUUACCGUUAAUAUAUUGCAUCUAUAAGUCGUUGACAGUCGCCUUCAAUGAGCGGCAUUAAGUUGAGGAGCAUGCCGAGUAAGUGGAGCAAGGAGUUAGGUUCUUAUAAUCACAAAUAUGGAAAUGUAUUAAAAUCGCAAAAUAACGGAGCGAAGUAAAUUAAUAAAAUUAAAUUGUUAACAAUUAUUUUCAUGUUUAAUUAAUGUAUUAAAAUGUUGUAACUUAUACAAAGCUUUUUCUAAAAAAAAAAACUUCUCAUUUCUUUUGAAGCUCAGGCAGUGUAUGAUUUUUGUAGAAGAGCAUCUACUUUCAAUUUUUUAUGUAAAUGUUUCACAAUUGCAAUAAGUGCUGCAUACUUUUGGUGCACGCUAAUUGGAUAUUAAAAACUGUUGAGUAAUUUUCAGAAACACUUUGUUGAAAAACAUUUGAAUACUUUACAUUUUUGCUCUUUCAACAUGGUACUUUUAAGAGUCUUCCCGAUAAACAUUUUUUUGGUAGCAAAAUAUUGAAAAGCGUAACACAAGCUCAGAGCAAAUUGGAAAACUUUAAUAACAACAUACGGAUCGAAUAUAUAGAGACGGGGAAACAAAACAAAAAUUAAGUACAUUAUCUAAAUCCGAUUGUUGAAAAUCUUGCGAUUUAAGUAACCAAGAAGCAUAUUAGAACAAAUUCUAAAUAUAAUAAUGCAAAUAAAAAAAUACAAUACAUAUAUAUACAAACAUAUAUAGUUACAAAAACAAAUAAAAUAUGUAAAACAAAUUUCAGCUCAAAACAACAACAAACAUUUUCGUAAUUGAAAGCAUAAAAAUAUUGAAGUAUAUUAUUAAAUAAGAGCUAAUAACUAAAAAGGAGUAAAGUGGAAAGUGCCGCUAAUAGUUUACAGUUGCUCUUUUUCAAGCAUAACAGUUAAAUUUAGUAAACAUUUUCAUCACAAUUCUUUAAAAAAAUCAUUAAAAUUUGUUUUGCGCCUAAAUGUAGAUCUUGACAUUUUCGAAUACUUGCUAUACCAAUAUAUUUUGCAAUAUUUAUAUAAUAAAGCAUACUUUUAUGCGCUUGUAAUAUUUUUUUGAAAUUAUUUAAACAGCUAUUUAAAUACGGUUAGUUGCAUAUUGCGCAAUCAAUCGCCUCGCCUUGUUAUAUUUUGGGGCUGGCAGGGGCGGUUGCUUCCCGGCAAUAUCAAGUGUAGCAUACAAUUUGCUUAUUUCACUGAAUUAUAUAAUAUUUUGAAUUUUAUUUUUCAUACACAAUUUUUUAGAAUUUACUAACACAUUAAAUCAACACAAAUAUAUAUUCUAAAAUCGCGCAAUUUUUAACAAGCAACACUUUCUUGAAUCAACAUUGAAAAAAUUAAGGUAUUCCAAUAGGGAAAGUAAACUUCGAAAUUACGAAACGCAUUCGGGCAUUUGCAUUAUUGGAUUUUAAGUGAAAUAUUUUAAAAUUUCAUUAGUAAUUUAAAUAUUAUAUAAAUGAAAUUAUAAGCUAUAAAUACAAUAUUGAAAUUAUAAAAAGUAGUUUGUUAGUACCAAAUAUAAAAAACUAGGAGAUGAAGUCAAAACAAUAUAAAUACGCAACGAACUACCACUAAAUCUCUGAGAAAUCAAGCAGUUUCUAGGCUUAAGUGCGCUCGCUGUUGACGGUAUAUAUCUUGAACCGUUGUGUAGAUAUGGGUGGCAGCUGAGAUGAAUAGGAAAUUUAGUAUACUUUUGUGCGCUAAGUUUAACUAUCGCUUUGUUCGGUAUAACACAGUUCUUAAAUGUUUAGAGUGCCAUAAACAAAACUAAUUUUUUUUUUUGAAAUAGUUGAAAUUGACAGACAAGAGAGAAAAUUAAUAUUUUCAAAAGGUUUAUUCUUGUAUUCUAGUGAAGUUUUGUAGGCUCAGAAAAAUAUCUGGUGUUUGAUCCCUAAUUUCAGAUUAUAAAGGAGCAACUUGAAAUUUUUGAGAUUAAUUUACCAAAAUUAGUUAAAAUUUAGUUUGUUAUUUCUCAUGAGAGAAGUAAAUUGUUCUAAAUCUCUAUCUCCAGCUGGAGCUGAAUGCUGGGAGCAAUCGACUCUUUGGAUUCGGUAUAUCUUCUAGAACAAAUGAGAGUAUUUCAAAUACCCUGGUUUCUGAAAAUUGAAUAUCUAUUAUAUCUGUAGUGAAGUUUUUAAGAGAGUGAAGUUGUUUUAUAUUUCAAAAUCUAUUAUAUGUGAAGAUUUUCUUUCUAAACAGCAAUUAUAUUACACUUAAUACUCUCUCAGCUGCCUUUUUAGCCAAGCAGUAUAGCAACAGAGCGAAUUCUCUAAACAAACCCUAUGAAACUGUACAAGAAAUUCUAAAUUAUUGUUUAACUAAAUUAAAACAAAAACAAAAAAUAUAAAAAAUAUAUUGAAAUGUAAUAAGCAAACAAUUAGUGUUAUCACACAUUUCAAUAACAGUUAGCGAAAAUGAAUAAAGGAAAACGGUAAUUUGAGUAAGAAGAAUGAUAAAAAUUCGCUAUUACAAUAUACAUAUGUAGAAGAAAGCGAAAAAGAACGAUUUGCGCGUAGAAAAAAUAAAAAAAUUAACAAAAACAAAACUGCAAAGAAAAAUCUCACAAAAAGUGCAUCAAAACAUUUUAACAUAUUAAAAGUACAUUAGAGAAUACAAAAAAAAAAAAAAACAAAUAAAUAUAUAAAUAAAUAAAUAAAAAGCACACUUCUUUUUUAAUUAGCUAUAAACUUAAGGCUUUCACAAAUUCUUUAUAUAAAAAAAUAAGAGCUAAUUGAAUUGAUAAAAGUAGUAGGAGCAAUAGUAAGAAACAAUAAAUUACAAAAACAAAAAAAAAAAUAUUAAAAUAUACAAACCUACGAACACACAGUUAAUUAGUGGUAUGAGCAUAAGUUAAGCAACACAUCAUUCACAUAAAUCACAAAAAUAAUAAUAAUUAAAACAACAAAGCAAAUUACAGUGGAAAAAGUAAAAAUAAUAAUAAACGUAUUAGUUCCUUAUCAGAAGCAGCUUCAAACAGUUGAGGCGUUAAAGCGAAAUGGAAAAAAUUGCAAUAAGUAUUAUAUAAUUAAAAUUUUAAUAGUCAUAACAAUAAUAACAACAACACGCAGCAAAGCAUACAAUAAGCUACUCCAAUAAAUUGUUUUUUUUUUUAAGUAUGAAUGAGACAAAUGGCAGCCACAAAGAACUUAUAAUAAUGCGGUAAUUAAUAUUUUCUUCGAUAUGCUUUACGAGUUUUUUAUUUAAACUGUAAUUUUUAAUUUCAACUGUAAAUUAAAAGCUUUAAGCUGCUUUUUAUUUGAUUUUAGCGCAGUCAAGUAGCUUUUUGCGUCUCGUAAUUUCAACUAAUUAUUUAAUAAUCCAAAAUAUUGCGCAAUUUCUCAGCAUAUUUGUCAUAUUUAUUUCUUUAUUGCUGCAAUAAGCCUCGAUAAAGACCGCCUGUGAAUGCUUCAGUGCACACUUAGACAUACAUACACACACAGGCAAGCAAACAAGCACCGGCUUAAAAGAGCGUUAUGUAAGUGUGAAUACGCCUGCAUGCUCCUCACAGCGCAACCACUGUUAUAGAAAAAAAUAAAUAUUAAAAAAAUAUAAUUGUUAAAAAAUUAUAUUUCAACAACAACAACAAAAGUAUAUUUGAACUACAACAACAAGCAGACAAAAACCUACAAUUGUGAUGUAAUGACAUUAAAUUAAUUCAAUUCAUUUUAAAUUCCACUAAAACCAUUUUUGUUAACCAAUAAAAUACAAAUAUAAAGCUGAAAUAAGCUGCAGCAAAUGUUUAAAAAAUAAUAAAAACAAAUUAAUAAAAAUAAAUAAAAUAUUUUAUUACUAUACAAUAUAUAACUACAUGCAUACAUGUAUGUAGUUGCGUUUAUAUAUAUUAUAAAAAAUAACUUUCUAUAUAUUAUUAUGUACAAGUAUUAUUAUUGCUAUUUAUUAUAAUUAAUUAUAAUUAACUAUUAUAUUGUUAUACUCUAUUGAUUAAUAAUAUAAUGUAUGUAUGUAUAUGCGCAUUAACAAUACACACACACACACAGCAAUUAUCAGUAACUAUAUACAUAUAUGUAAUUCCGAUAUUCUUAAUACUCAUACCAAUGCAAUUGACACAAAUAUUUAGUAAAAAGGAAAAUAUGCAAAUAAACAAGAGAAAUAUUUAAAAUCGUUUAACAUUUCCUUUUCCGCUGAAUUGCAAAAAACAACGACAUUUUAACAUUCACGCAAAUAAAUGUCUAAAACAGGCGGAGCGCGCAUAAAUUAGUAAAACAACAACUCAAUAAUAGAGUCACACAUACAAACAAACAGCUAUAUUUGCAUAUAAAUAAUUAUUUACCGUUAUAGCGCAAUAGCAGUAGGUGCGAAGAA
Molecule: messenger RNA, 5460 nt
Organism: Zeugodacus cucurbitae (melon fly)
Lineage: Eukaryota; Metazoa; Arthropoda; Insecta; Diptera; Tephritidae
Exons: 4
Coding region: 571-1188 (205 amino acids)
Source: RefSeq, a predicted model, not a curated record